This is a messenger RNA of Triplophysa rosa, 4206 nucleotides long. RefSeq names its product Rho guanine nucleotide exchange factor (GEF) 19 (gene arhgef19). Bases 538 to 3411 code for a protein of 957 amino acids. Gene Ontology annotation, molecular function: guanyl-nucleotide exchange factor activity; protein binding. Gene Ontology annotation, biological process: activation of GTPase activity; regulation of actin cytoskeleton organization. The transcript is spliced from 16 exons. The record is from RefSeq and is a predicted model, not a curated record. Lineage: Eukaryota; Metazoa; Chordata; Actinopteri; Cypriniformes; Nemacheilidae.
CUAACCAACUGCCUGCUAUCCCCUUGCAAAGUACUGCUGUUGACACAUAGGAAUCCAGACCCACACACACACACUUGUGCUCUGUCUCCCUCCUCGGCAGGAAGGACUCUCCUCUGAACCAGACGACAGCUCGCGUCUCCCUCUCCUUCUUUUCCUCUGCUGGCAGGUGUUAGAAAUAAAACCAUAAAUAAUUGGCAGAGGGGGCCUGAGACCGCGUGAGACUGGAGGACAAAUGUCUUUCUUCAUCUGGUGCUGGACAGAGAGGGAAGAUAAGCAAAGAGAAACAAUAUGGAGACGAAACUUGCAUUUUUAAGUAGCUAGAACAGUCGUUUUUUCAGUUUCAUAAAAAUUUUGGUUUUGCUAAUAAGUGGAGUGAAGCUGAUGGGAAGGACAAUAACCAAGAGGAACAUAAGGAAGUCAUGGGGGCUAUAACGUUUCAGCCGCAAUCUUGUAUGGCUUGGAUUUGCACACUGAAGUUGGACCCCGUCCAGCCUGCAGUCCACUGAUACCAAUGAGUACCUAUGUGCCUCCUGAGCCAUGCUCCCUGGCUAUGGAUUCUCUGCUCUCCUUGAUUUCCAGCCUCAUCUCCAAGCCUUCCAUUGCAGAGGCGAGAGCUCUGACAUGUGGUUCCCAGGUUCUGUUGAGACCCAGGCUCUGAGCGACUCUCGGGAAGGUAGGCCUCUGCUGCGGCAGCAUCAACACAUUGCCGUGUGUCAACAGGAGACGUUGGCCUUUCUCGAGCUUGAACAACCCAACACUAAUGGUUUUCAAUCACGUACAACAGAAAAGGGCAGUUCCUCCCCUUGCUCUGAGCCUGUCGGGUGCAUUGGGAACAGGCCCUCAGACUUUGCUAAGAACGGUAAUCCACUGGACAAUUAUUUGACACACGACAGCAAUAAUGUGGAGGUGGUUCAGAAUCAAAUGUGGACACCCAUUACUAAUUUACCUGAGACAGUUUAUGAACAGUCUGAACCAGGAAUUAAGAGUCGCAGUUCAAGAGGAUUGUUUUUGCCUCUGUCGCCUACAUAUGUUCCUGGGGACAGGGACUCAUUGGAGUCCCAACACCAGAGUACUCCAUCUUCCCCCUCAGAGCUCCCAAAUCUGGACCCAGUUCGCCCACAGAGACGCACCUCCCUGGGAUCCAUAAAGGAGAAGUCUAUGCGGCGUAAGAUGAGGGUGUACUCUCAAGACACCUUGAGCGAUGAGUCUCUCAGCAGCCCCGGUCUGGAGUGCGACUAUCUGAUCCCUGGAUCGUUCGAAUCAUUCGUAGAAGGAGGGCUCAGCACAGUGGGAUCUACCAUACCCACAUCCCAAAGUUCCAGCCCUCUCCCUGGGCUUGAUGAACUCUCUCCUUUUUCCAUACCAACCCCUCCAAAGUCCUCCUUAGAUUCUCUUCAGGAAACUACCAGAUUGGAGGGGGGCGUACAUGAUGACGGGAGGCAGAUGCUAGGCCUAGAGGAUGGUGGGACUUUGGAAGGCCCGGCCCUCAACAGUGGGACCGUGCUGUCACUCUCCCAUUCUCGCUCAGCAGACAAUGAGCGCCGGCGCUUCUCUGCAUCUGAGCUCAUCUCCCGCCUGCAACUCUCACAGAGGAAAAACUCUUUUACCCUCAAGUUGGGCAAAUCCCUCUCUGCUCGCGUGGCCUCCCGGGACCGCCACCUGUCUGGAAACCUCAGCCCGGAUUACAAACCCAACUCCAGACAGCGCUUCUCAGGGGGAUCAAGUGACAGUGCGCCACAUAGUCCUGUGGGGUCUGCACCACCGCUGCCCUCUGCUGACUGUAACAUACAUGUUCAGAGGAAGCUCCUCAAGCAAAGAAUGAGAAGAGUUUCCAUUGAUGAGGAUGGAGGCAGUCCUCCCAGUGGCUCUAAACGUCUAUCACGCUUCCUGCCAAACAUGAUUCUGUAUCAGGAAUACAGCGAUGUUGCUAUUAACAGAGAAAUACAGAGGCAGCAGGGGGCGGAGCCUGGGACUGAUGAAGAAAGAGGGGACUCAGCAUCCCCUGGCAACCUCUCCCCAUCCAGUUCAUUUCGUUCAUCGCGAGGCUCCGCCUUCUCCCUCUGGCAGGAUAUUCCUGACGUUCGCACCAGUGGACAACUGGACAACUUUAGCAAUGAAGAGCGCAAACUACAGGAGGCCAAGUUUGAGUUGGUGACGUCAGAGGCCUCAUACAUACGCAGCCUGUCUAUUGCAGUUGACCAUUUUAUGAUGUCCGCUGAGCUCUGUGAGUGUCUGGGCACACAGGAGAGGCAGUGGCUCUUCUCCAAACUGCCUGAUGUGAAAGAAGUCAGUGAGAGGUUUCUUCUGGACCUGGAGCAUAGGUUAGAAGGGGACAUUUUGCGUUUUGAUGUGUGUGACAUUGUCCUUGAACACUGUCCUGCUCUGAGGAGGGUCUAUCUACCUUAUGUCACCAAUCAAGCUUAUCAGGAACAGACCUAUCAACGCCUCCUACAAGAGAAUCCCAAAUUCCCUGGAAUCCUUGCCCGUCUGGAAGAGGACCCAGUAUGCCAGAGGCUUCCUCUUACAUCAUUCCUCAUCCUUCCUUUUCAAAGAAUCACACGCCUCAAAAUGCUGGUGGAGAAUAUCCUUAAAAGAACAACUCCCGGAUCACGAGAUGAGGACACGGCCACCAAGGCCCUUAAUGAGCUCAAAAAGAUUAUAAAGGAAUGCAACUCCAGUGUGCAAUCCAUGAAGAGGAUGGAGGAACUCAUUCAUCUAAAUAAGAAAAUUCAUUUUGAGGGCAAGAUUUUCCCUCUCAUCUCUCAGUCUCGCUGGCUAGUCAAACAUGGCGAACUAUUAGAAGUGGACACACAAAACUUGAGUAUAUCUGGGUCAAAGUUUAAACUCACCACCCGGUCUGUGUACCUUCACCUGUUUAAUGACUGUCUUCUGCUGUCCCGAAGAAAGGACACCUGGAAGUUCAUGGUGUUUGUACAUGCAAAGAUCGAAGACCUCAAGGUUAAAGAUCUAAGCCAGAAACUUCAGGGAAUCUCAGGCUUUAUCUUCUAUCUGCAGUUAUGUGAGGGACAACAGCUUAAACACCAGAUCCUGCUCAAGUCACCCACAGAGAGCAGUAAACAGAGGUGGAUCACAGCCAUGUUUCCCUCCAAUCCAAAGGAAGCUAUUGAGCAGACCAAUGAGAAUGAUGAUCUAUCUCAGGUGCAGUGCAUCAAGAGCUACCAGGCUCAGGAGCAUGAUGAGUUGACACUGGAAAAGGCUGACAUCCUUCAAGCUAUAACAAUAACAAGUGAUGGGUGGGUGGAUGGGAUCCGGUUGUCGGAUGGAGAGAGGGGCUGGUUCCCCAAAACGUACGUGGAGACGAUCACAAGCCGCAGUGCUCGUUUGCGAAACCUCCGCGAGAACAUUCGCAUUAAGUGUGUCUCACAAAAAUUUGAGGGAGAGACUCUUUAAGAUCUUUAAGUACGGUUACAAACUCACUGCUACUUGUGCUUUAUCAAACCAGAUUGAAUUUGACAUAUUGAGUCAUUUACUGUAUUUAAAAUGGCCAUGGCUAACAUUUUAGCUGUAGUAAGUUAUACUUUAUAACUGUAGAAGUUUAUCUUUGAAAAUGUACUGCAGAUAGAAUAAAUAAAGCUAUGCACUGCGUUUUUGAAUCACAUGGUCAUCAUCGGUUUUGCACUUCUGUUGGUUUUUAAGCUUAUGGCUCUUCUAUUGAUAUUAACUUUAUGAUUUGCAAGCUCAAUAGUGUCAAUUACUGCGUAGCAUAUGGUGCAGAGCUUUCUAACAGUCUAUGGAUGCACAUUGCUGAAAAUCCAUAGCAAAUUAACAGUGUACUAUUUAAAUUGUUACUGUAGGGCCAUUUCAUUAUUAAGUCAAAUAAAGUAGGAUGUAAAUGUAUGUUUUUGUUUAAAUCACCAGCCACACAGUAACAAAAUGCUACUGCUGGCACAUUGGAACCAAAUUUUGGACUUAUGAAUGAUGCUGCUACUGCAACCUGAAUAUUAGUGUAGGCACAUGCCAUUAGUCUUCUGUAGAAGAUCAUUUACUACUGGCAUAAAAAUAAAUACAGCAAUAAAUUAAAAUGAUAAUGUUAUUUAUGUCAGUGAUGCUGUUCUUUUUUGCCAUGCUGAUUUUAUGGGAAAUUUGUGGGGUACUGAUAUCCUGAGCAUGUUCUAUCAAUCACAUUUGAAAUAUAAUCCUUUAUGGUGACUAUGUAAAUAAAAUAAAAUAAAUGCAUAUAUUCUA